UAGUGUCGUGCGUGUCGCCGGCUGGGAUCUCCUCCGCUUGUCCCGGCUGUCACGGUCCGUUCCCCGACAUGGGACUGUCUCUGAGCUCGGAGUCUGCGGAUGGAGGCAAUGAGGGUUACCACGUCCACGGGGUACAAGAGAAUUCUCCUGCACAAAAAGCUGGACUCGAGCCAUUCUUUGAUUUUAUUAUUGCGAUCGGACAUUCCCGGCUGAACAAGGAGAACAGCAUGUUCAAAGAUCUCUUGAAAGCCAACAUGGAGAAGCCUGUGAAGCUGGAGGUCUACAACACAAAGACGAUAAAAGUGCGAGAGGUGGAGGUCACCCCCAGCAACAUGUGGGGAGGCCAAGGGCUCCUAGGGGCCAGCGUCAGAUUCUGCAGCUUCCAAGGGGCGAAUGAACAUGUGUGGCAUGUGCUGGAUGUGGAGCCAAAUUCACCGGCAGCACUGGCUGGCCUACAGGCGUACACAGAUUAUAUUGUGGGAUCCGAUCAGAUUUUGCAAGAGUCCGAGGAUUUCUACGCUUUGAUAGAGUCUCACGAAGGGAAACCACUGAAGCUGCUGGUCUACAACACAGAGACUGAUUCAUGCCGAGAGGUUUACGUGACCCCUAAUGGAGCCUGGGGUGGGGAAGGAAGUUUGGGAUGUGGCAUUGGAUAUGGAUACUUGCAUCGCAUUCCCUCACAACCUGUCACCCCAACCCAAAAUUACGAGAUAAAGCCCCCUUCACCACUACCAGCGGAAGAACCUAUUGUGCCCCCAACCAAUGGAUACAGUGAGGCUCCUCUGUUGGCCCCAGAAACCCACACAGAAGCGGCUGCAGAAGCCCACCAGCUGUCAGAUGCACAUGUUCAUCCUGGAGAAGCUGCCCUGGUUCUGCCCCCACCUGUACAAAGAGUUGUAAAUCCAGGAUUUCCAGAGAGUCCUAAUAUUCUGGCGCCUGAGAUUCCAGAUCUUACAAACCUGCUGGAUGUGACAGCACCGCUUGCCCUCGAUGUUACUUCGGAUCUUCCCGCAGUCACAGACAAGUUACUUACUGCUGAAGAGCUGAAUGCUUAUAUUGAGCAAGUCAAAGUGUCUGAAGGACCAUCUCUGGAGAUGCCCUUGUCACACUCUGUCUUGGAUCAUGCACUUGCUGAGCAGAACUCUUUAGUCUCCUUUGAAGAUCUGGUGAGCAGCUCCUCAGAAGUCGCUCCAGCAGGUGAAUCUCUGGCUGAAGUGGACAAUUCUGCAGUUCCCACAGUAAAUGACCAGAAAAUCACUGAAGAGUCUUCAACAGAAGGGGCUGAAACAAAGGAAGAAUAGAACGUAAAAGACGAUACAUUCAAAUUGGUCUUAAUGAAAUGCAAAAUGCACAUCAACCAGAAAAUGGUUCAAGUUUUACUAUUUUUUAUUUUAUUUUAAAGCAAAACGACAAGCUUUUUAUCUAAAUUAUAUAAAUAACAUUUUACUCAAAUAUCUGUCUUCAGGAACCAUAGACUCUGUGUAAUCAUCUUCAUCACUGUAUGUAUGUUUAAUAUUACAGGACGUUAUAUAUGUGUUGCCAAGCUUUGCGCAGCCAGACAUUUCAUUUGAAGCAUCGUUUCGCAACUUUUGGCUCUCCAUCUGUUGCAGAACUACAAGUCCCAGUACGCUCUGACAAAUUGGAGCUGCCAUUGCAUGCUGGGAGUCAUAGUUUCAACCAGUGAAGAGCCACAGGUUUGAGACCACUGAUUUAAAGUGUAAGUGGAAUAGCAUAUUAAGAUUAAUAUCCAAGAUUGGUCUCCUAGGAUCCUGUAGGUCAGCAUUCCCCAGCUCAAAAUAUCACUGGCAAUUAAUGGUAGGAUAAAAUCCAUAUCCUCUUCAAUAGGCAUGUCUGUUGUGUUUGUAAAAGGCUUAAAAAAGGUUGGAGACUUCCACCAUAUGCAAUAGGGGACCUGUAUCGUUUAAAGGGAAC
Molecule: messenger RNA, 1932 nt
Organism: Bufo bufo (common toad)
Lineage: Eukaryota; Metazoa; Chordata; Amphibia; Anura; Bufonidae
Gene: GORASP1
Product: golgi reassembly stacking protein 1
Exons: 9
Coding region: 69-1301 (410 amino acids)
Biological process (GO): Golgi organization
Cellular component (GO): Golgi apparatus
Molecular function (GO): protein binding
Source: RefSeq, a predicted model, not a curated record